Molecule: messenger RNA, 4908 nt
Organism: Amphiprion ocellaris (clown anemonefish)
Lineage: Eukaryota; Metazoa; Chordata; Actinopteri; Pomacentridae
Product: Y+L amino acid transporter 2-like
Exons: 12
Coding region: 547-2019 (490 amino acids)
Biological process (GO): amino acid transmembrane transport
Cellular component (GO): membrane
Molecular function (GO): L-amino acid transmembrane transporter activity; basic amino acid transmembrane transporter activity
Source: RefSeq, a predicted model, not a curated record
CGCUGAUGUACCCGCGAUGCUAACAAUGUAGCUCAGUGUGUUUAUUUUGCUGUCUAGAGAGCAUGGAAACACAGUUAUUUUCGCUGUUUGAAAGAAGUAUUUGUUGUUUUGACGUUUUUUUUGGUCUCCAGCCUGCGUCCUGUCCGUUUUCAUCCGGUGGGAGGUGUUCACCAUCGUUUGGCGAUUGGCGAGGAGGAGCUAGCUGCAGAUGUUGACUCACUGCUAACUGAUGUGGACGAGCAAAAGUUUGUGACAAAAACCAGGAACACGGCGCUUGAGUUGCCGCAGGGGAAGAAAGAAGACACGGCAGAGAUUAUAGCAGUGGAGAAGUACACCUUGGAUUGAAUGGCUGUUCGAGACUGGCUUAGCCUUCAAGUGACGCCCAAACCCCCUUUUUACUUUUGUUUGGCCCUCUCCUCCUUUCACUUUUUCCAGUAAUUCUUUGUUCUGUUUCUGCACCUUUUCUCAGUCUGCCCGCUUUUUCAUUCCCUGUCAAUUUCCUGUUACCUUGUCUGGACUGAGGCUGAAGUCUGUAAAUACUUCAGAAUGGUUGCUGAUGUAGACACAGCAUCUCAGGGCAGUGGUGUACGGCUGAAGCAGGAGAUUUCCCUUCUUCAUGGAGUUUGUCUCAUUGUGGGAAAUAUGAUCGGCUCUGGCAUCUUCGUCUCACCCAAGGGAGUACUUAUGUACACUGGCUCAUUUGGCCUUUCCCUGGUAGUGUGGGCCAUCGGAGGGAUAUUUUCUGUGUUUGGAGCGUUAUGCUACGCUGAGCUAGGUACGACCAUCCGAAAAUCUGGAGCCUCCUACGCCUACAUCCUUGAAGCCUUUGGAAGCUUUCUGGCUUUUAUUCGACUCUGGACGUCCCUGUUGAUAGUAGAACCAGCCUGUCAGGCAGUGAUAGCCCUGACCUUCUCCAACUACCUGGUCCAGCCAUUCUACCCCACCUGUGUAGCACCCUACCAUGCCGUCCGCCUCAUUGCAGCUGUCAUCAUAUGUCUGCUGACUUGUGUGAACUGUAUGAAAGUGAAAUGGGGUGCUAUUCUUCAGGUUAUCUCCACUGUAGCCAAGGUCCUCGCUCUUAUUGUCAUCAUCAUUGCUGGACUGGUUAAGCUGGCACAAGGUUUUGACCAGAACUUUGAGAACUCAUUCAAAGGCUCUAAGUUGAAUCCUGGUGAUAUGGCCUUGGCUCUCUACUCGGCACUUUACUCCUAUUCUGGCUGGGAUACGCUCAACUUCAUUACAGAGGAGAUCAAGAACCCAGAGAGGAAUCUGCCGUUGUCCAUUGCUAUUUCCAUGCCCAUUGUCACAGUGAUCUACAUCUUGACUAAUAUCGCUUACUACAUUGUUAUGGAUGCAGACCAAGUGCUGAACAGCGAAGCUGUUGCUGUGACAUUUGCAGAUGAGGUGCUUGGCUGGGCUCGAUGGCUGAUCCCGCUGUCUGUGGCUAUUUCCUGCUAUGGAGGCCUCAACUCCUCGAUCAUUGCUGCCUCACGGUUGUUUUUUGUUGGUUCCAGAGAAGGCCACCUACCCAAUGUCCUGUGCAUGAUCCACAUUAAGCGCUUCACCCCAAUUCCUGCUUUGCUUUUCAAUGGUGCCAUGGCGCUGUUUUACCUGUCCGUUCCUGACGUUUUCCAGUUGAUCAACUACUUUAGUUUUAAUUACUGGUUGUUUAUCGGCCUGUCGAUAGCCAGCCAGAUCUACCUUCGCUUCAAAGCUCCUGAUCUGCACCGACCUGUGAAGCUCUCUUUGUUUUUUCCAAUAGUCUACUGUUUAUGCAGCGUAUUCCUGGUGGUGGUGCCUCUCUACAGCGACACCAUCAACUCUUUAGUGGGAAUUUCCGUGGCGCUGUCAGGUGCACCAAUCUACUACAUUUGCGUCCACCUGCCACCGAGCUCCAGACCAGCCUUCCUCGGCAAAAUGCUCAAUCAGAUUUCUCUGUGCACCCAAAAACUGUGCAUGUGUUGUGUGGCCUCACCGGAUAUUGAUUUGGACAACUUAGACCCAGAAAAGAUCGAAUGAUGGAGCAACAAAAGACUCUGGGUGAAGCAAUGUAUGGAGGGAUGGAAGAGGACGAUUGAACAGAUAUGGGAAGCUGUGAGCUGCAGACAAUCAGGAUUUGGAUGAGUAUUGCUUGAACGAUUAAAGGAACAAAGAUGGAGAAACUGGAGAGAUGAGCACAAUACACUUUGUGCACGCCUCUUCUCCCACACGCCAUACUGAGUAAAGGAACAGCAUUAUAUUUCAAAUAUAUUGAGAAUUUAUACACUAUUACCCUCAAACGAACAGCACUAUACAGACACACUCUAGUGCACACUUUCACAAGCUAAUACACGAUGCAGUGUUGGUUGUUUAGUUCCCUCCACGAGUGCCCACACACUGCAACUCACACAUGCACAUGAGCUGUUUACAGCUAUGGGUUGGAGUUUAAACUUUUUUUGUAUGGAUAUGGCAGCAACAAAGCUGUGCCCACUAACGCCGUCUUUGGACUUGCUCACAGACCUCAAAGAACAGCUACAAUUUUGCACAUCUUGCGUUUUCCGUUGUCUACCUUCGUUAUACGAGGUGCAAUCAGAAGGUUUUGGGACUGAACCGAUACAUUAAUCAAGAAUGGUACCUUAUUUACGUUUGUCUACCAUCUCCAUCUAAGUGGCCUCCUUGUGCAGUGACUCACUGCUCCAGCUGCUCCUGCUACAUUUGUAAAGUUCCUUUUAAGUCCUGUUAUCUAAACAUGUCAAGUACCAUCUGUCAAAAUGGUAGUCUUUCAGCUUUAAUUUUAUUUUGUGAAAAUGGAAGAGAGCUAAAUCGAGUUAGCAGGCCGAGUGUGCAACAAUGAUUAUGUUGUGGUGGCCAAAAAUCUAAGUGCUAAACACGCAGCCGCAUGCGAUCACAGUUCAAAUCUUUUGCACCAAAUGUUCUCCCUCAGACACCUCUUCGCGGUACCGUAGAGUGCUGCUCUGACAGUCUGACUAAUUAUGUGAUUGUUGAAGAAAAUGCAUUUCCUCCUGGUACGCUCCUGACCUGAUGCAGCUCGCCCUGUCUUAAAGGCUGAAAACAGGCAUUUCUCUUCCUGCUGGUAGCUGCAAACCCACCUAAAGUCACCAGUGGUGGUCAUUGACCUGAAGGUUCGCUCAUCCUCGCUGCUGACUGACUGAACAGGAUGUUUUCUUCUGAUGUCUUCUUCCAACUUCUGAUUUCUGCAUUAAAUGGUUUCCAUGAGUUACUGCUCGCAAAUGUUGCACAUGCCUGUCCUGUGCACACACCACCAACAGUCCCAAAACCUUUUGAUUGCGCCACUUUUUAAGCUUUAUUUUGAUCCGUUACUGAACUGAAGUACUGAAUGUACAAUUUUAGUUUAGUUUUUUAAUUAAUUAGCUACUUUUAAAGAAGGAUGAGAUUAAAAAAAGUGCUAUUAUUUCUUGCAGGUUUUUUGUAUGAAACGUUAGUCCAAUCUUAUUGUGACAUGUCAGUUGGCUUAGUUGAAUAGUUUUAUUGAAGAGAAGUAGUCCUGCUAUAACAACGAUCAAUUUGUCCUGCUAUCCAGACUCUUUGAGUGCAUCUUCAGGGGGUUUUUUUGGGUUCCAGGUGCCUCCUAGUGGUCACUAUUAUUAACUUCCAUUGACAAGCUACAAGAUUUUUCCAAGUGUCAUCUAAGGCUCUGUUUUUAAAGCAUGUAUUUUUGUUAAGACUCUGACUGCUUUUCACCUUGCUGUCUUUUUUUUUAAUUGAUUUACAAACACUAGAAAUGUUGACAGGUAUGAAAACUUACAGAAAUCGAAAGCAGCUCAUUGUUUCUGGUGUAAAUAAUGUACCGGAAAAAGACUCUCUGGGCUACGUUUUUUUUUUCAGAAUGGGAACUUUCUGAUGCAAACCUCAGGAUCAACCAUACUGAUGUGCACAUGUUGUUACUGAUGUUUGUUAUUAUUAUUUUUUUUACCCACUCUUGUCUUAAAAGUUUGUAUCCCAGAUAGGAUGUUUGAUGUAUUGUUGCCUUCUUAAUGUACUACGAACUUUGGACCGUUUGGUCACAAUUCAUGAGCAAAGAUCUUAAACAGACUCAUAGUUGGACCAUCUUUCUGCUCUCCGUAAUGAGCUUGUAGCAAAGCCUCUGCUUUAGAGAAUUAGAGCCGUAGUGUGUUGAACUACAGGUAGAAACGUUGGGGUCUGUGUUGUACUGUUGUCCUCAUGGAUUUGAUGUGCCUUCUGUGAGUGUGAUCUAAAGGCCUUGCCUAGCUUUGAUAUUGUAACUCGGCUUUUGCGUAGAACAUCUUGAGCACAAUCGCUGACACAUUGCUGUACGGUUCGCCAAAUGUUUUUUCAGGUCACCAUCUUUCAUUAGAUUUUUCAAAUUAAUGUGGCCUCACCAGACACGUGUUGUUAUUGAGGUCAGCUGGAAAUAAUCAGGCCUUAUGUUCAAACAAUCCUAUCAAGUGUCUUCACACGAGCACUUCUACAAAACCAGCUACCAGAAGCACACAGACAUUUGCUUUAUACACUCAUUUGUUUACUCUGGGAUCGAGGUGUCAUUUAAACCAAACUAGUUUGUUGUGUGUGUUCUUAAGAAGUAAAUACAAAGACUUUUCAGUACAUUUCCAUAAAUUGCCGUGGUAUGAAGUUAUAAUACUCAGAAAACACAUUAUGUGAAUAUUGCAAUAUAAUGCAAAUUAGCUGUUUCAUUGAUUACCAAAUGUCUGUUUUCUGGUUGUAUUUGACAAAGUUGUGUUUUGUGUACUUGUAGAAACGUGACUUUAGUCCUUGAUUUGUUUAUUGUUUUUAUUUAUUUUUUAGGAUAUGUACAAACCAAAUGGUCACAUACACUCUUCAGCGGAGGGAGUCUUGUAUGACCAGAUGGAGGCAGGAGUGUGUUGUGUGUGUUAUCUGAAUAAAGUGGACUGCAGAAGGUGUAUUGUA